CUUCCAGGCAGCUAAUCAAAGGCACUUGCAGCACGGAGAAGAGCUUCGAGUCCGUUUUGGCCAGCUCUGGCAUUUUCAAACCAAGGUGUCUGGCUGUCUAUCUGAUCAACUGUCUGUCUGUUUGCCUGGCUGGCUGCUGGAGCCUUCUCCUGUGCUACCCCUACCUUGCAGAAGGGCACAACUUGGGAUAUCUCAUCAUGCACACACAAGGUCUCAGCAAAUUCUUACUGCUGGCUUCAUCUCUUUUCUUCACUGUGUCAUCAGCUGUUCCCCAAGGUUUCUCACCAUCCCUGAGGAGCGGGCCAGGUGCUACCUGUAGGUUGUCCCGGACAGAGGCAGAACGCAGGUGCAGGGCACCAGGACAGCCACCCGGGAGCCAGCUGUGCAAUGGCCGAGGCCGCUGUGACUGCGGAGUCUGUAUCUGUCACGUGACAGAGCCCGGCAUGUACCUGGGGCCUCUCUGUGAGUGCCAUGAAUGGGUGUGCGAAACCUACGAUGGGGAGACCUGUGCAGGCCAUGGAAAGUGUGACUGUGGCAAGUGUAAGUGUGAUGAAGGAUGGUAUGGUGAAGCUUGCCAAUACCCAACUAAUUGCAACCUCACAAAGAAAAAAAGUAAUCAGAUGUGUAAGAAUUCUCAAGAUACCAUCUGUUCUAAUGCAGGUACAUGUCACUGUGGCAGGUGUAAGUGUGAUAAUUCAGAAGGAAAUGGACUAGUUUAUGGUCAAUUUUGUGAGUGUGAUGACCGAGAAUGCAUAGAUGAUGAAACAGAAGAAAUGUGUGGAGGCCAUGGAAAGUGUUACUGUGGAAACUGUUACUGUGAGGCUGGUUGGCAUGGAGAUAAAUGUGAAUUCCAGUGUGACAUCACCCCCUGGGAGAGCAAGAGAAGAUGUACAUCUCCAGAUGGCAAAAUCUGCAGUAACAGAGGAACAUGUGUGUGUGGUGAGUGUUCUUGCCAUGAUGUGGACCCAACAGGAGACUGGGGAGACAUUCAUGGGGAUACCUGUGAAUGUGAUGAAAGAAAUUGUAGAGCAGUCUAUGAUAGAUAUUCUGAUGACUUCUGUUCAGGUCAUGGGCAGUGUAACUGUGGAAGAUGUGACUGCAAAGUUGGCUGGUCUGGCAAAAAGUGUGAGCAUCCCCUUUCCUGCCCACUGUCUGCUGAGGAUAGCAUCAAGAAGUGCCAAGGAAGCUCCAAUUUGCCCUGCUCUGGAAGAGGCAAAUGUGAAUGUGGCCAAUGUACCUGCUACCCUCCAGGAGAUAGCAGAGUUUAUGGCAAGACCUGUGAAUGUGAUGAUCGGAAGUGUGAAGACUUGGAUGGGACAGUUUGUGGAGGUCAUGGUAAAUGUUCCUGUGGUCGCUGCAUUUGUGAGAGAGGGUGGUUUGGAAAACUCUGCCAAUAUUCAAGAAAAUGCAACAUGACUGAAGAAGAAAGCAAGAGUUUGUGUGAAUCAGCAGAUGGCAUAUUGUGCUCAGGGAAGGGCUCUUGUCACUGUGGAAAGUGCAUCUGUUCUUCUCAGGAAUGGUACAUUUCAGGGGAAUUCUGUGAAUGCGACGACAGAGACUGCGACAAGCAUGAUGGCCUCAUUUGCACAGGCAAUGGAAUAUGUAGCUGUGGAAACUGUGAAUGCUGGGAUGGAUGGAAUGGAAAUGCUUGUGAAAUUUGGCUUGGGGCAGAAUAUCCUUAACAAUUACAUGACAAAGGACUAAGUUCUUGUUUUUUUAGGCCAUUAGAACACAUAAAUGCACAGCAAACAGCAUAUAAUCACCACUAGGGCUACUCAAGCAGACUAUUGUAUGUUUUUUCUAUUUCUGAAUGCCUGAGUAAAAUCUGGGUACCCAUUAAAAAUGAGUCUAAGCAGUUUGUGAUGGAAAUAGCACAAGAAAGGGCUUUCUUACGUAAUUUGCAUGGUUGUCAGCUCUGAACAUCAUUACACAAUGAAAACCACAUUAGGCCUAAUGAGGCAGAGACAUCACAGAUGAAACUGCGAAGCUAUUGAUCAGACACAGACUAUAUUGUGUCCUAGUCUGAACUUCUAAAUGUGAAUGAUAGAAAAGUCAACUCCAUAGUACAUAUAGUCUGUGGCAAGUGCUCACAGUGACUACAGAAUGCAAUCAAUCCCUUUCAAAAUCAGUCAGUUUCAACACUAAGGAAACUUUAAGCUUGUUGUUUAAUUUUCAUAUUUACAGAACUAAAAAUUCAUGUAAAGAAACCCUUCAGAUGCAGAGAGUAAUUAAGAAAAAUGUACAUUUUGCAAAGUUUAAUAAAUAAUAUCAUGACGUGACUGUACUGUUUGUAUCUAUUGAUCUUUAAAAAACAAGGGAAAUCCACGAUACACUGCUAAGUUGAAAAUAUCUGAUUAAUAGCUAGCAUUUAUAUUAACACUUUAAGGAUUGUAAAGUGCUUUGGAAAUGGCCAAAGGGUAUGUAUGUGUGGAGAUGAAUUUUCUCAAUACGUAAAUUUUUUCUUGAUAGUAAAUUAAGGCAUUUAGAGGACUCUGACUUGAUAGCCUAGUGGUUUAAAUGACUUAUAUGCCUUUGAUGAUGAGUACUUAGUUACUGUGAAAAUAGAAUCAUUAUAAAAUAUAAUUUGGAGACUAUUAUAAUCCACUAGCAUCAACCCCUCAAGCUUUGAUAAGGGCAAAAUAAAGGACUAGUACAGGUUGAAUAGCAAAUACAAUUAUUUGUAUUUGUAAUAGUAUGAAAAAAAUUAUUUCUUCUCAAUGAUGAAAUGAAAUUCCCAUUGAAUUAUUGGGAUGUUCCUAAUUUACUUACCAUCAAAUCUAAUUGUGCAUGUCAGUACUUGCAACCUUUUAAAAUUCAAGGAUAAAAAUGUUUAUAUAUAUAUAUAAAAUCUUCUGAUAAAAUUGCUUAAAUUUGGUAAAGUAAUUUAUAUUUGUAGAAUUGUCAUAAUAUUUAGGGAAAGUUAUUUUAAUGUUUCAAAAGAUGCCAGUUUAAGAUGCAAAUUCCAUUAUGAGUAUUAUAGGCAUCUUCGAGUCAUGACUGGGGUUUUAGAAGUGAUAUCACUAAAACUUAGGAACCAUCCCAAAAAUGAAGAGGAAGAGCUAGAGCCAAAAUCACCUGACUUCUUGGGAGAUCAUUACAGGGUUGAUUUUUCUAUUUGUUGUAAAUGUACCAUAGCGUUCCUGUACAUUGAUGUGUUUGUAAGUUCUCAAUUGUUGAGCCUAAAAUGGAUUAAUAGAACUUUCCCAAUUGUUUCCAUAUCCUUGUUUGAGUCAGCUGCUAUAGAAGCUUUUUUAAAGGUAGGAAGGGAAGUUAGAAUCCAAGGAAAGAUUUAUGCCUCCAUUUUUUUUUCUCUUUUCUGUUUUGAUGUCACACUCCCAAACAAACUUCAAUGAAUAUGUUAACUGGUAUUUUAAUGAAAGUGGCAAUGAGAUGCAGCAAGAAGCAAUGAACAGAGAAAUGGCCUCAUAGCCAAGAAGACCUGGGUUUAAGUCCUUCCCCUGACAUAUAGUGGAUCUGAGACCCCAGGUAAGUCAUUUAAUCUUUCAGUGCCCCAACUUGACUAAGACUAUAAAUUGUCAAGAGGGUGCCAAUCUAUACUGGUCAAGGGACUUUCCUAUGCCAAUGAAAUUGUAGGUCUUGUACAUAUUCUAUUUAAAGAGAUAUAGAAAAAAUAGGAAAAGCAUUUGUGUAUUAACUAUUAGUUCCAGUAUUUGAGACUUUUUUCACUGAACCACGUGUUAGUAAUUCUCCAAGAAAGGGUUGUUGUUUUUUUCUUGUCAGGUAAUAUUAGGUAUACUUAAUUUUGUUUGUGAUUUUUUAUUUUUCACUCUAUCCCACUAUAAAACUAAAAAAAUGCAAGCCCAUCUAUAUUAAUAUUUUUGCAUGAGUAUCAAAAUUGUGUGUGUGUGUGUGUGUGUGUAAUUUCGGCUACUGGAUAAACUAUUUUAACUUUAAAGAUCAGGACAUGUUUUAGCUAGAUGCUUUAACAAAGUGGAAAAGGGUUGUUUUUGUUUUGGCUUAUUAGCUACAAUGGGGGUUAACUAAAUUAUAAAAAAUAAAACAAACUGCUUUCUCAUUAGAUGUUAUGUAAUUAAUUAACAACUGGUUAAUAGUGAAAACAUUAUUUUUUAAAUAUCCAUUUUCAUUUUCAUGACCAAAAUUCUUAUAAAAUCAUAAUAAAGGGGGAAAAGUUGUAUAAUUUAACUUGCACAUGACAACCAUGCUUAUCUUGUGGUGUAAUAUAGGGAACCCAUCUUAAUAUCUGAAUCCAUCACAGGACAUGUAAUUAAGCUGUGAUGGCUUCAAAGAAUAUGAGCUAGUACAUCACAUAGUUAUAGAUAUGGCACUGGUAGAAAUGAAGAGGAUCCUCAUUCCUUUCUCAAAGCCAAAUUCAGGGUGAGACUGGGACUCUAUCUUGAUGCUGGGGGGAAGUAGUCCUGCCAUACAAGGGUAAAGGCUUUUUUUCUGCCAAUGGGUAUGAAUAAGUGAUAUAAAUAGGGGAAACCAAUUCAAUUUCAGUGCUUACCUUCUGAAAAAAAAUACUUCAUGUUCAAGUCAGUUUAGAGGAAACAUUAUGAGUUCUACACAGCUAUGAAGAUGUAAGAAAACACUAUUGUUCCCCCUUGCUAAAAGUCAGAGUCCCACAAUCUUGACUUUUUGUUUGUCUGCUUUUCUGGAAAAUGUUAAACGUUUAUCCUUAGCCAUUCUUUUUAUACUAUAAAGCUUCUCUCUAAAGCAUAUUUACUAAAGGUAAUGUUUACCCAUGCCCCUCACUGGGUGUUCCACCUCCUUUCUGGGAAGGUGUUUGCCGAGAAAUCUAAAGUGCAUGUAUUGGUUUGGGGGAGAAAAUUCAAUGGAGUAUGUCUGUGAUUGCAAAGUGGAACAAAGAGUUUGUUACACUUAAAAAAAAUACAUCCCAACACUAGUAUUAGUCAUGAUGAAAAAUACCAUGUAUUAGGGAUUUAGAAAUGAAUUAAGCAACUGCCACAAUGUGCUCAAGGGGGUGUUUAUGGGGAAACACAAUAACCUUAUUUUGUCUUUCAUUUCAACUUUGUUUGCCCUGUCACUUGACUGGUAAACAUCAGAGGGCCUAGGGGGACUUGACUAUACAUACCACUGCAUUUGGAGGUCUUCUUUCAUUCUUCUCAAAAUGAUGGUUCUCUUAUUGCUUUAAAGUUGGCAUAAUGCAAUAAUAGAAUUCCUAGGGACUAUCAGACAAAAAGUCAUUUAGAUGAUAAAUGGAACAAGUAUUUCCAUAUAAAUGAUAUUUCCUAUUUUGGCCAGGCAUGUUUUCCAAAAGGGAGCUAGAAGGAGAUCGAGUGGGGAGGUGUUUUGUUUGGUUUCAGGAACAAACAAACAGAAAUGCUACAGCUGGUUUCAUAGAAUCUUCCAGUGGAAAGUGACCACAGAGGACAUCUGGCCCAACCCCACCUAAACAUUCAUCCUUAGCCUGAGGUUGAAAAAUAAAUCCACGUUGGUUCCCUUUAUAUUCUCUGUGUGGUCCAGCUCUGGCCUCAGUUUUGUAAAAUGUGAGAAAUUCAAAUCAGAAAACUUCUUCUCUGCAUUGAUGCUAUAUCCUAAAAAGAAAUUCAUACAGGCGUUCUGGACAUAUUUAACAAUGGACAAAAUGGGGGCAUAUUCUGAAUGGUGGGAACAGUACUCCUGCUUAGUUUGUCUACUGAAAGGUGGACUGAUUGUAUCACAUCUCUGCAAACAUUGCCAGGUUUUUUUGCAGCCAAAAAACUGUUUGAAAAACAGUGUGGUUGGAAAACAAAGCUGGUGCUGGAAUAUUUAGGUGAUAGGCAUUAUGGAAGCGGGGGUGAUUGAUAAUAGUCUCUCAGCAGGGGAAUUGUGCAAAGCUGUUAAAUAAGAAACCAAGAGAAAUCAAAGCUCCCACAAGACACACAUGCCAAAGGAAUGGGCAACUAUAGAAACUUGAUGUGUAAGGGAUGGAUAUGUACGUAGAAGUACAAGACACACAAUCUGUAAGUACAAAUCGAUUCCAUCAGAUUUACUAUACAGUACUGCGGCAGUAACAUUUUUCACUUAAUAACAGCAAACUUAAUUUGGGGAAACAGAAUGGUGAAAUCUUAUCCUGAAAAUAGCAGUAGAGAGGUAUUAUCACGGAGCUGAAAUUUUCUUUGGCAUGGCAAAGGGGAAAAUCGAGUUUACCAACCUAUUUACAUGACAUGUCUCUAUAUUUGUGGGUGGUGCAAUGUCAUUUUUGCACAUUCUAUUUCUUACAUAAAGUUGUUUGAUGUUUUUCAAUAUGCCUUUGUAUAAAUAUUUUAUUCAAUAUGUUGCAUCUGUGUAUACAACAAAUGAUAAUAAACACAGAAACUGUACAAUGCAGACAAACUCUUUGCAUAUAUGUAUGUAAAUUUAGUAAUACAUACCAACAGUUCUUGAUACACAGGGCCUACUGCAUGCAGUUCACCAUUGCCAUCCUCUUCCCAUGCAACAGAUGAGACCAGACCCAAAAUUAAAGGCCUAACCAAAGCACAAAUGACAAAGACCCCCUCUGAUCUAACUUGAAACAUAUUUUAGAAGAAACUGUUUUUAAGACAUCCACUCAUAGGAAUAAACACCCUUUUAGACAACCCAUAGAAACAGACAGACGAACUAAAAGCAAAGUUGUUACAAUUACAAAACAUUCUAGUCAUUUACAAAUUCAGCUUUACUUUUAACCAGUCAGUGGGAUUUGCAGAGCAAGAAGGACCCAGGAAAUAGAGUUUAACAUCUAAAACAAUGGGUAUGUUCAUGGGAAUAGGGGAGAGUGGGAAUUGAGCAUAUGGUACUUAGAAGCCCCCCUCUCUUUAAAAUCCCAUGUUUCACUGUGUUCGCUUUGUCACAGCCCUGAAGGACACCGUGUUUUCCCCUCCCCACCGUAUUACAGGAGAAUGAGCUUCACAAAAUAUUCUUCACCUUCCAAAGUUAAAGUCAGAUAGGCUCACCCUGCCUUUGAAAUGGAAUUAGAGAAAUUAAGAACAGGUAAAAGAACCACUUUGUCUAUUUGUCAUUUAGCAUCAUCCAUGAUACUCUACUCAAACAUUAUACUUUUAUUUAUUAAAACUGAUUCAAAUAUGAAAAUUUCAGAAGCAUAAACAGUUCAUUUAUACCAAAUCAGCUAAGCAGGCCAAAAGUAUUAAACAACACGUAAGGGCUCUUAUGAUGCUUAGUGUGAAGCAAUGACCAAAGAAUUCACCAGUAAAUACAUUGAAGAUGGGAGAAAUGGUGACCAUGUCAUCCAUCUCUAUGAACAUACUAUCAAAAGGUCAGGACAUUAAUCCCACAUAGAGUUUUCAGGCCUGAGGUACAGAUUGGUCAUAAUUACUUCUUCUGAGAACCAAAAUUUAGGUUUCCUAAGCAUACACAAUUUUCAUUAUCUAUUGACUCUUUGACAAGUUAGACACUAGGUAUUUUGAAAAAUUUCACCUUUAAUAGUUGACAUUUUAUAUGGCAUUGUUAUCCAUUAGCCAACUGCUAUAACCUCUGUCUUAAGUUGGCUACACUGAGCUCAAUGAGCAGCCCUAAGUGUCAUCACCAAUAAUUUGCCCCACUCCUUCAAAAAAUAAGAAAAAGAAAAAAAAAAGAUGAAGCUAAAAGCUGAUUUUCUAAUGAGUUUUUCCUUUGUUUUUGUUUUUUUCAUCUAUAGCAAUUCAACAGACUGUAUUCUGAGAUCAAGGCAAGGCACCUGUAACCAAGCCAUUUGUGGGCGUACCCCAAAGAGCUGGGUUAGAGGUAUGUACUGGUGAAAUACACAGUACAGGACUUGGCAUGCUGAGCUAAAAAAAAUACUUUUUUUUCUAAUUAUGUCCAGUUUAAAAACUUGUCAUUAAACACCAAAAAUAUUAAAGUCUAAUUUAUAACUAAACUUUGCAUUGCUGCUUCAGAAAAUAACACAACAGCCGCCUUGCCCAUGCUCUGCUGAGUAUGAGUGGAACGCAGCCAAAAAUUGGGAUGGUGUUAAGUUCAGUUCAUUAAAAACUGGAAAAGAUUAUAUUUGAAAUGGAUUUAGGUAGCGCAAUUCUUGUUAGUCAUAAUUAUUGUUUUUCAAAUAAUGAAGAUUAGUAGAUGAAAAAUGAGCCUUAAUUCAGGCCUACAAGGCCUACAGAGUUCUUUGGACCCACUUUCUCAAAAACCAGUGGGUCUUGCUCGCUGGGCAAGGCAAAUGUUACCAUUACCAGUAAGCUUGUGAUAUGUAUAAAACACACACACACACACACAGAAAGAAACUAUAGGGGGAUGUCAAACACUUAUCUUAGAAAGCUUUCCACUGGUCAUGUUUGACACAUUUCCCUCCCCAUUUAUGCUGACCUCAGGAGCACGGUAUCUGAUAUUAGAGCAUAUUCAUAAUUUAAUCAAUAGUGUAAGUCAACGACAACAACCUUAUUCUUUAUAGAUGCAAUUUAUAAUUAUAGGUUUAGAAGGCUUCCUGAUUCCCUGAUUGCUUUCCAAACUCAGCUACCUGCAACAUUUAAGUUUUAGAGAAAACACAAUCCCUGCAAAAGAUCACGGACAGUGGAAGCGAGCAGCCUUGUAAAAAAAAAGGGGGGGGGGGG
Molecule: messenger RNA, 8522 nt
Organism: Dromiciops gliroides (monito del monte)
Lineage: Eukaryota; Metazoa; Chordata; Mammalia; Microbiotheria; Microbiotheriidae
Gene: ITGBL1
Product: integrin subunit beta like 1
Exons: 11
Coding region: 198-1682 (494 amino acids)
Biological process (GO): cell migration; cell-matrix adhesion; integrin-mediated signaling pathway
Cellular component (GO): cell surface; focal adhesion; integrin complex
Molecular function (GO): integrin binding
Source: RefSeq, a predicted model, not a curated record